AUGCCCUGCUCCCUGCAACAAGUGCAACACGGCACCGAAUGCAAGGACUCGGCCUUUCUGACGCCCUUCGGCACAUGCGAAUACACGUGCCCACCUGGCCUCUACCCUUUCGGCAUCGGGGAGAUCAACAUCACCUGCCAACCGUGCUCUCCCAACUGCGACACAUGCGACACCUACGAGGUUUGCACGGCUUGCAAGAAUGACAAGUUCCUCAAUCCAGACGGCGCGUGUCGGGACAUCUGCCCAGAUGGCUACUGGCAGCUCCCAGCGCCCGGCGGCGUGGGCAACUCCUGCCCACUCUGUUCAGAGAACUGCAGCCUCUGUACCAGCCCGACGGUGUGCCAGGAAUGCCGGAACUCCACCUACCUGUCCCACUACAACUGGUGCGAGGACGAGUGCCAAGACGGCUACUUUGAGGAAGGCGUCAACGACUUGGGACGAGUCUGCAAGGUUUGCCCUCCGACGUGCAACAAGUGCGAGGCAGAGGACCACUGCACGGAGUGCAAGUACUCGACCUUCCUCACGCACUACCAGGCCUGCGAGACCACCUGUCCACCAGGUUACUACCCGAACCGCACCCGCGCCGUGGGCGCGACCCUCGGAGCUCUGCGCAGAACAUUUCUGCUCGAGGAGACCGUGCAGGAAGGGCUAGGAAGAGCGGUUGAAGAAUGUCAUCAGUACAAGCAAGGACCCUCUUAUGUGGAUGUUUUGCUAGUACUCUACUGGUACACCCAGUGGCCUCUACCUCACUCCCAGCGGCUGGUGCGAGGAGUGGAUGCCUUGAAAGGGGCUUUGGCCAGUCGCAGACGCAUCUUAAAGUCCACCGAGGGCUUGUCGUCCCAGGGAGUUUGCGGAGUCAUUGCGGUUCGCUUGGGACUGCAGGGCUUCAGGAUUGAUGGAGAGGAAGGGGUCCGACGCUGA
This is a messenger RNA of Symbiodinium natans, 921 nucleotides long. The record is from the annotation of a GenBank genome assembly. NCBI's taxonomy places the organism in Eukaryota, Dinophyceae, Suessiales, Symbiodiniaceae.